Messenger RNA from Beauveria bassiana ARSEF 2860, 1329 nucleotides. Its product is annotated as peptidase C65 Otubain. The transcript is spliced from 3 exons. Lineage: Eukaryota; Fungi; Ascomycota; Sordariomycetes; Hypocreales; Cordycipitaceae. The record is from RefSeq and is a predicted model, not a curated record. Bases 1 to 1329 code for a protein of 442 amino acids. Gene Ontology annotation, cellular component: nucleus. Gene Ontology annotation, molecular function: ubiquitin binding; cysteine-type deubiquitinase activity. Gene Ontology annotation, biological process: protein K48-linked deubiquitination.
AUGGCUAGCCCUAACGAGCACGACAUGGCUGCUCAGCAAGAGGCCGCGAGAGCCUAUCAACCGACUCAGGAUGCUCUACCUCAAACAUACAUCUCGUACCGCCCCAUCAAGGGCGAUGGCAACUGCGGAUGGAGAGCCAUCGGCUUCUCAUAUUUUGAAAAGCUUGUCGAGGGCGGAGACGCCGACCAGAUCGAGGGCGAGGCCGCCCGUCUCAUGAGCAUGAAUCAUUUUCUCGGCGGCUACAAUUUCUUCGAGGACUGGGCCGACGAGGCUAUUGGGCUCCUCCGCGAGCUGGCCGGCUGUGUGACUGAUACUCAAAAAGCUCGUGCCCUCAUCCAUGAGCGCUGGACAGAUGCGAACGUCGGUGCCUACCUUAUCUACUACCUGCGCGUCCUUGCCGCCGCCCAUCUCAAGGCCAACUCGGACCAGUACGACCCCUUUGUCCCCGACGGUCAAGGCAUCGGCACCUACUGCACUCAGUCCAUUGAACUUCCUGACAGGGAGAUUGAACAGCUCGGCAUCAUUGCCCUGUAUAAUUGCCUCCUCAAGCCUCUCGACUUUGUCCUCGAGAUAGCCUACCUCGACCGCAGCCCCGGCGCCGAGGUCAAUACGUAUCGCUUCCCGGAGGAGGCCAACGGCAAGGACAUUGCAACUCUCGGGCCCAUGAUCCAUUUGCUCUACCGCCCAGAUCACUACGAUAUUCUGUACCGUCGGCCAACAGUGCCAUCUCUCGUGCCAGCUCCGGAGCCGGUUCCCGUCUCCAUGCUAGUAAACCGCGCCACCAAUUUUUACUCCCAUACCCCCAUCAACAGCACACACAAUAGUCUCGGCGCCUUUUCGACAGCCGAUUUUGGCCUUUUGGCAUCUCUGCCGUCUGCCCCCACAUCAAGCAUGACGACACUCUCCUCUCCAGGUGACAUGCAGACGCCGUCGUCGUGCGGCUCCUUUGCGCCAGAUGGGCAGUGGAUGCCGUCGCUCCUCACACACGCCUCGCCGAAUGCCGACGCCGACGCCAUUCCGUGUCAAAGGUCCCAUCCAUCCGUCACCGAGAAUGCACUUGCAUUGUCCAGCUCCUUCAAGCCUCCGCCGCCCGACUCGGAGUGCAACAUUCGCUUCACCAAGAUGCACCACCACCAAGAGGACAGUAGGAGGGCGCUGCUCGGCCCUUUCCCCUUCAACGUCACCACCACCACCUUUAAGAAUAGCGUCUGGAACAGGGCACACUUUGGCAACCCGGAAUUCCGCCCUGAGCAGUGGCGGCCGGGCGACGACAGCUCUGACGACCGUCAUGGCGCUCGUAGGAAGAAGGGAGGCGCCAAAGAAACGUGA